AUGAAAACGGCGCUAUACGAGUGGUUCGUUAUUUCCAUUUACGUGUUUUAUAAGUUGACAGAACAAACUUUGAAGUUUUCUGAGCACAUUCUCCAUAUAGCUUAUGGAAAUAAACAGAUAGAAGAAAUGGAAUUGGCGAAAAUUGCCAAAAAUCUCGUCAAAUGUGUAACUUCCGGAGAGAGUAUUGCAGUGGAAACCUUUUGGCAGAAGCAGCCAUGUGUGAUAACUUUUCUGAGGCGGUUUGGAUGACCUUUCUGUCGACUGAGUGCUAAGCAGCUCAGUCUCAUCAAACCUCAGCUCGACACACACAAUGUCCGCCUGAUCGGGGUCGGCUUGGAGGAAUUGGGUGUCGAGCAGUUUAUCCAGGGAGGGUUCUUCAAAGGAGAGCUCUACAUUGACACAAAGAAACAAUGUUAUAAAAAGUUAGGAUUUAAAAGGUUGAAUCUACUGAGUGUUUUUCCCUCAAUGCUCACCAAAUCAUCUAGAGAUGCUUUAAGUAAAGCAAAUCAAGAAAAUAUAAGUGGUGAUUUCAGAGGAGAUGGUUUCCAAAAUGGAGGAACCCUUGUGGUAGCUCCUGGAGGAAAAGUUUUAUUGUCCUUCAAACAAGAAAAUCCUAGUGACCAUGUUGAAACCAGUGAGAUACUCCGAGUGCUUGGAAUCAAGAGUCAGAGUCCUAGCUUAUGUUUUCUCCAUUAGUCCAUGACUGACCUAAAAAGGGCAUUAAUUAACUAGAAUUUAAUCAAUUUAUCACUCACGCAUCACUCCAAAAUUUUGUAUGUACAUGCAUGUGUCUGAUUUGGAAAAAUGCAAUAACAAAUGUGAUUUGUGUUGUAUGAUGCUUUUCCUAUAAUUGUAAGCUAAAACCUUCUUUUUUUGAAAUGCUCAAUUCUUUUGAUUAUUUUGAUGUUAAAUAUUAUACAAUAUACAGUGUAGUCACUUCAUUUAUAAUUAACAUACUUUAUUUUUUUAAAAAAAGGAAAACCUCUACUGCUGAUUCAAAACAUAACACAAAUAAUCAUUUCUCAGGUAAUUUUUUUUUUGCUGCAUUUAAUUAACCUUGCGUUAAUCCAUCCAUUUGUAUAAGUUUUUUUUUUAAUUUUAUUUUAUUCUUGCAUUUACAUUGACCUGUUAUUUUUGUAUACGUUUGCUGUCCAAGGGUGAAAUAUUUGCACACUAAUGAUACUGAGCACAGAAAAUAUGAUAAUGUGUUCAGUGGAGAUAAAUGUGUAAUGUUUUGCAUCUUUGUGCCAAAUAGUCAGUGGUAUACAGCUAAUAAAUUGCUCAAGAUCUC
Saccostrea echinata is the source of this 1291-nucleotide messenger RNA. Its product is annotated as prostamide/prostaglandin F synthase-like. Lineage: Eukaryota; Metazoa; Mollusca; Bivalvia; Ostreida; Ostreidae. The transcript is spliced from 6 exons. The record is from RefSeq and is a predicted model, not a curated record.